UUUAUUUUUUUUACGCUUCUUGCUAUUGUGCCUUGACAAUUAGGAAGUUCAGCUUUGUGUCUCAUUGCUAACAGAAAAAUUUGCCUUAGAUGAGGUGAGAAUGAUUAUUCACCUCAUUAGCUUAAAUUUUUUGAAGUAUUAACAAUCUGUUUUGGUCACUUUCUUUAGUUUGUUAAUUACUCAAGUGUUUUGUUGUUUGGAUAGAGCUUUAGGUGAAUGUUACUUGUUCAUGGAGAUACAUCAGAGCUUUAAAUAUGCAGUAACUUUGAGCCACCUAACCUUGCAUAUCUUUGUUUUGGAGUUAAUAACUGAUGAACUUUGGGUCAUUGACAUUUAUCUAGGUUGAAGUCUCUUUAGUUUACGAGUUAUCAAACAAGUUUUGGGUUAUUAAUUUAUUUGGUGUUAGGAACGGUUACAAGUCGAGUCAUUCAUUGAUGAUUGCUUUUUGUUUGUUGGUUAUUAAAUACGGUAAGUAAUAGAUUAGGGAGAUACACGUCGAGUCAUUCUUCACUAUCAAAAUUUAUUGUUUGAUGGUGUAGGGUUUGUUGGUUGUUUUAAUGUUAUGAAUGUGUGGUUGUUGUAGUUUAGGUAAGAACUUAAAUUUGAAAACCUAAACCCACUUGUUUUGAAAGUAAACUAAUGGUGAGCUUUGUAUAAAUAAAAGGUUCACUUGAUAGAAAAACACUAAACACACAACAUCAAGCCUUUAUCACAAAUCACACACAAUUAGCCCAUUCCUUCUCCUUCUAACACACACACGAAUAAGUAGGCUAUGGAUUCAGACACCUCCAUGAACCCCUCUCCUGGCUUCUUCGACCUUCUACAAAGUCAACAUGAAACCUACAUGCUUGUUGACUCUCCUUAUGAGAGUCAAUGUUCUGAUCAACCACCUGCAGCUACACCCCCUGCUGGUAACCAUAGAGCAAGGCAUACAUGGUUACCAGUAGAUGAUUUGAUGCUUGUUAGCGGUUGGCUGAACACGAGCAAGGAUCCUAUAACCUCAAACGAGCAAAGAAGUGGAGCUUUCUGGGGAAGGAUAGCUGAUUAUGUUGCAGAUUGUCCGAAUGUUGUAGGCCGACCAAAGAGGGAUUCCAGUCAUUGUAAGCAGCGGUGGGGUAAGGUCAACGACACAAUGUGCAAAUUCGUUGGUUGCUAUGAUGCUGCGACAAGGGAGAAAACAAGUGGGCAGAAUGAAGAUGACGUGAUGAAGCUAGCAAACCAGAUAUACUUUAAUGAUCAUAAGAAGAAAUUCACCUUCGAGCAUGCUUGGCGAGAGCUAAGAUAUGAUCAGAAGUGGUGUGCGUCCACAUCUGCUAAAGAUACAAGAGUGAAAAGGACACGGGUGGAUGCUACAACAGAUCCUUCAAGUUCGCAACCGGUGGAUGUCGAGGAUGAUCCAAUGAUGACUCGUCCUCCUGGUGUUAAGGCGGCAAAGAGAAAGGCCAAGAAGAAUAACAACACUCAAGCGGAUGUGGAGGUUGAUCCGAAAGCUUGGUUGGAGUUUCAGAUGCAAGAGGUUGCGAGGAUGUAUGAGAUGAAGGAAAAGGAUUUUGCUAACAAAGAGAUAGAGUUUGCUAUGAAAGAGAAGCAUAGAUAAAGGCCAACUAUGGUGCUUGUGAGCAAACAACAAUAAUGACAAAGAGACACCACUUGUGAGCUUCAAGGUCAAGGACAAAGAGACACCACCCGUGAGCUUCAAGGACAAAGAGACACCUCCAUUAGCUUCAAAAGAGUCAGUUUCCCAUGAGCAAACAGCAAAGAGCAACAAUGACAAAGAGACAUAGACUUUGUGAAUUGUUUCAUUGUUUUUUUUCUCAUGACAUAGACUUUGUGAAUUAGCUACAAACACCACCCGUGAGCUUCAUUGUUUUUUUCUCUUGUAAACAGCAAUAAUGCAACACACCAAUUCACAAAGUCUAUAAAAGGAGUGUUUACGAGUUAUCAAAAACUCACCAAUUCACAAAGUCUCCAAACACUCAUAUACUCUCCAAACACUCAUAUACUCUCUAUCUUAUCAAACUUUAUCUUCUCUUUCACUUACAUUCUAAAAAUGGCAUCUUCUUCUCACAAUAAUUUUGAUGACACCAUUGAUGAUUGCUUAAAUCAAGUUUGUGAUCAAAUUUCCAAUCAAGUUUGGCAAUCUCUCCUUACUCCACCUAUUCAACAUCAACAACCACCCAAACCAAAGAAAACAAGAACUUUCAUUGAAAGAAACCGUGAAGUCGGACACGCCCACUUGUGGAACAAUUACUUUAGUGAAAAUGCGAUCUACUCUCCUCGUAUUUCCCGGCGCCGUUUUAGAAUGAACAAGCCCUUGUUCAUCCGAAUCGUUGAGCGACUCGGGAAUGAAGAACAAUUCUUUUAGCAACGUAGAGAUGCUACAGGAAGGCUUGGGCUUUCAGCGCUACAAAAGUGUACUGCAACAAUUCGUAUGAUGGCAUAUGGUUCGGUUGCUGAUGCGUUUGACGAAUAUCUCCGAAUUGCUGAAACCACGGCGUACUCAUGCUUGGAUCAUUUUGUUAAAGCAAUCAUAAAUUGUUUCGGAGAUGAGUACUUACGAAGACCGAUACCAGAAGAUCUUCAACGACUACUCGAUAUCGGAGAGCUACACGGAUUUUCCGGGAUGAUAGGAAGCAUCGAUUGUAUGCAUUGGGAGUGGAAGAAUUGUCCAACCGCAUGUAAAGGUCAAUAUACAUGUGGUUCUGGCAAGCCAACCAUCGUUUUAGAGGCUGUAGCUUCACAAGAUCUCUGGAUCUGGCAUGCUUUUUUCGGACCUCCAGGUGCAUUAAACGAUAUAUAUAUUCUUGACCGCUCUCCCGUGUUUGAUGAUAUUUUAAACGAUCGAGCUCCGAAAGUUAAAUACAGUGUCAAUGGACACCAAUACAAGUUGGCUUACUAUCUCACGGAUGGUAUUUAUCCAAAAUGGUCUACUUUUAUCCAAUCUAUUCCACUGCCACAAACUCCAAAAGACUCCUUGUUUGCUUCGCAUCAAGAAGUUGUACGUAAAGAUGUCGAGCGUGCUUUUGGAGUUUUGCAGGCUCGAUUUGCCAUAGUCAAAAACCCGGCUCUUCUUUGGGAUAAGGUAAAAAUUGGAAAUAUAAUGAGAGCAUGUAUCAUACUGCACAAUAUGAUAGUAGAAGAUGAACGAGAUGGGUACACUCAGCACAUACAGUCCAACCGCACUUCAGAAGUGGACUCGGACUUACCAACAACGAGGCCUUCAUGUGUCUCCUCUAUGAUGAACAUUCGUUUGAAAGUUCGUGAUCGAGAAAAACAUAAACAAUUGCAAGAUGAUUUGGUUGAGAAUAUUUAGGUAAAAUUUGGAGGAUACUAUUAAUCAUUUUCACUUUUUAUGAUUUGUACUUCUAUUUUAUGAUGUUUUAAUGUUUUCUAUGUUUAAUAUGUUA
This is a messenger RNA of Camelina sativa (false flax), 3407 nucleotides long. Lineage: Eukaryota; Viridiplantae; Streptophyta; Magnoliopsida; Brassicales; Brassicaceae. The record is from RefSeq and is a predicted model, not a curated record.